AUGGCCGCCCUUUCAAAUCUAGAUCAAAACAUCCAACCAAGUUUACAAUCAAGCAACAACGAGAAGGCAGUGGCGUCAGGCGAGGAGAACAACACACCAACAAUGCAGGACACUACCGGCCUCGAACACAAGUCUACCAUUCUCAACGGCAAACAAAGUGGAGCCUACAUCAGCCCAAGCGAUGCCAUCCUGAGCCCGGCAAGCCAGAAACUAUCGAGCUUCAAGCAGAGGCAAAUCAUCAAGGACAGUACCGGCAAGAAGCCUACUUCUCGCCUCCUCUUCUCGAAGACUCCAAGUAGCUGCUCAGGCGGCUCGGACGACAUUGGUGAGGAUGGCGACAAAGCCGAAAACAAUUAG
Recurvomyces mirabilis is the source of this 357-nucleotide messenger RNA. RefSeq lists its product as uncharacterized. The record is from RefSeq and is a predicted model, not a curated record. Bases 1 to 357 code for a protein of 118 amino acids. Lineage: Eukaryota; Fungi; Ascomycota; Dothideomycetes; Mycosphaerellales; Teratosphaeriaceae. The transcript has 3 exons.